CAAGAUAUUGCUCUAUCAAUUCGAAUUUUAAUUUGGAUAGAAGGCGUAUCCAGUGGCAUAUCCAUAACAUCUGUGAUUCAGGGCCACUUUCACCAAUUCUGGUUAAUUUAAUAAUUUGUUCACAAAUUUAACAACAAAUACGAUUGACGCAUUGCUAUAUAAAAAACAGACCCAUUGUCACGCGCCAUUGGAACGCGGAACCUGGAACAGGCAGACAGCUGAUCGUAACGAAACGCAGGAAUGCAGGAAUAUCGUGACGAUGGUGACGGGAAUUGACGGGAAUGUCGUAAUGGCGGAACGAGUGGAAGCUGUCAAAGUAUGUUGCGUCGACAUAGGUUGUGCUUCAUCACCAAUUUCUGUCGCAACACGAUGAUGAAUAAUCGCAGGCGGAGCAACUUCACGUACGUCAGCUCGUGCGUCAAGUACAUGAUCUUUAUGCUGAAUUUCGUUUUCUGGGUGAGCUAUUUGUUCUAGGACCGUCUUUCUAAAUCCUUUUCGUCACUUUUUCUCGUUUUACGCUACGCUGGCGGAGUUGUCUUCGUCGUUAGUUUUGCAGGAUGCGUAGGAGCUCUUCGUUGUAAAAACUACAUUGUCUUUCUUAAAUUUUAUUCGUUAUGUCUUUUGGUAUUUUUCCUUUUGGAGAUGGGUGUGGCAAUUGUUGGUUUUGUAUUCCCACAUACAUUGCAAUCUCUGUUGGAAGAAUCUUUCACGGACAAAAUAAUUCAAACAUACAGAGAAGAUCCAGAUCUGCAAAAUUUCAUUGAUUUUGGUCAACAAGAAUUUAAAUGUUGCGGCUUGAGUCAAGAGGGAUAUUUGGAUUGGGGGAAAAAUGAAUACUUCAACUGCACUAGCCCUAGUGUAGAGCGUUGCGGCGUACCGUUCUCUUGUUGCAUAAAUGCUACGGAUAUAUCUAGUGGGCUUGUAAAUAUUAUGUGCGGCUAUAAAGUUCAGAUGUUACCAGUGUCGGAAGCAAGUAAAAAGGUUUGGACCAGCGGAUGCAUCGAAAUCGUGCGUAGCUGGGCAGAACGUAAUCUGUAUACGAUAGCUGGUAUCGCUCUGGGUAUAGCGCUCAGCCAGCUCUUCGUGAUCUACCUCGCGAAAACAUUGGAGGGCCAGAUCGAGCUGCAGAAGUCCCGCUGGCAUUCCUGAGCUUGACUUCAGGCCACCUACCGUUACCAGAUACAUUCUCCGGCCAACAGGCAGGUGGCCAGUGGCGGGCGAUCGCGCGGAUCCCAAGACACAGAGACAAAUAUAAAUGCGCGAAUGGCAUUGCUCGUCCUCUUUGCGAUCUCUUUAUACAUACUGUGCAUUUUGUCCCUCAUCAAACUCGUCCUUUAUUUCAAGAAUUAUUUUCAUCUGUACGUGAGCAAAGGAUAAUACGCCACCGAUGAUCGACGAGUCCUUUUCAUACAUUAGAUUACGUUCGUGAUCGGAGAUCAAUAAAGAUCUUGCAUAGAGAUUAUGUACACACGUGAAUGCAAAAAUAGUGUCUCGUGCGUUUAUAAUCAGUGAUAAAAAUUCUUUUUAAUAUUACAGAAAACAUUUCUUGCUUAGUUAAUCGCAUUAUUCAACUGCUUUGCGCUUGACAUGGGAUGAGUCAUGUGUUAUGUGUCAUGCGAUCAUGUUUUUGUGAAUACUGCACGGGACACGAUUGUUGCAUUCGUCUGCAACAUGACUGAUAAAGUCAAAUGCACUAAAGACAAAAGUGAGAGAGAGAGAGAGAGAGACAUUUAUGAUAAAUUCUGUAAUAUGUAUUUCACAUUAAGCAUAUUACAUUGCGUUACAUUAAUCUAAUGUAAAAAAAAUUGUUAGUUUAGAAGUUUACAAUUGUGUAACAUCUCAAGCAUUAUAUUUUCUAAACCAA
Pogonomyrmex barbatus (red harvester ant) is the source of this 1864-nucleotide messenger RNA. Its product is annotated as tetraspanin-33. NCBI's taxonomy places the organism in Eukaryota, Metazoa, Arthropoda, Insecta, Hymenoptera, Formicidae. The record is from RefSeq and is a predicted model, not a curated record. Gene Ontology annotation, cellular component: plasma membrane.